AUUAUCGCUGUGCGAGGACCCCAUCACAAAACGACGACGUGAGAGAUCAGGCCAGCAAACAGACGUAACUGGGAUCAGCAAAACAAUCGCCAAAAUGUCGAACCCCCGCGUUGAAGAACUUCCCGACGAGGAGCCCAAGAAGACCACCGUCCAGGAGCACGAGGAUGACUCCAGCGACGACUCCGAGGUCGAGGAGGUCGGCGAGGGCCAGCUCCCCGCUGGUUCUACUGUGAUCCACAACCGCAACGAGAAGAAGGCUCGCAAGGCCCUCGAGAAGCUGCACCUCACCCGUAUCCCUGGCAUCACCCGUGUCACUCUCCGCCGACCCAAGAACAUCCUCUUCGUCAUCAACAACCCCGAGGUCUACAAGUCUCCCAACAGCAACACCUACAUUGUUUUCGGUGAGGCCAAGAUUGAGGAUGUGAACGCCGCUGCUCAACAAGCUGCUGCUGCUCAGCUCGCCUCCGCCAACGCUGAGGACCACUCUGGCCACAACCACGGUGAGCCCAGCAAGGCUGCCGAGACCGCCGAGGAGAAGAAGGACAAGGAGGAUGAGGAGGAGGAGGAGGAGGAUGACGACGAGGAGGUCGACGCUUCCGGACUCGAGGAUAAGGAUAUUGAGCUUGUCAUGACCCAGGCCAACGUCAGCCGCAACAAGGCCGUCAAGGCGUUGAAGGAGAACGACAACGAUAUCGUCAAUUCCAUCAUGGCUCUAAGUAUCUAAGCAUGAGCUUCUGCUGGACGAUCAUCCGAAAAAGCAUGUACAUGGGACGAACAUUGGGCUCUUGUAUUAGUUCUUGGCGAACUGUACCCUGCGGAAUGGAGUUGAUGCCAAAUAACGGAAACAAUUGAAGGGGAAUAACACCCAAAAAUCCGUCAAAGAAUGCUGUUGAAAUUUUGAUCAU
Fusarium oxysporum Fo47 is the source of this 905-nucleotide messenger RNA. RefSeq names its product nascent polypeptide-associated complex subunit alpha. Lineage: Eukaryota; Fungi; Ascomycota; Sordariomycetes; Hypocreales; Nectriaceae. Gene Ontology annotation, biological process: protein targeting to membrane. Gene Ontology annotation, cellular component: nascent polypeptide-associated complex; cytoplasm. The transcript has 4 exons. Bases 95 to 724 code for a protein of 209 amino acids. The record is from RefSeq and is a predicted model, not a curated record.